This is a messenger RNA of Microcebus murinus (gray mouse lemur), 347 nucleotides long. NCBI's taxonomy places the organism in Eukaryota, Metazoa, Chordata, Mammalia, Primates, Cheirogaleidae. The record is from RefSeq and is a predicted model, not a curated record.
AUGGCUUCCAGCACUUUGAUGGAGCCUCAGAUACCGUGGCUCCUGGCCAGGUACUUACAGUUUCAUAUUGUCAGAGCAUCCAUUUUAUCCUUGGGGGUUGCAGUUUUGUAUAAGUUUGCUGUGGCUGAACCAAGUAAGAAGGCAUAUGCAGAUUUCUACAGGAAUUAUGAUUCUAUGAAAGAUUUUGAGGAGAUGAGGAAGGCUGGUAUCUUUCAGAGUGCAAAGUGAUUUUGGAAUAUAAAGAAUUUCUUUAGGUUGAUUUAUGUAGAAGUUUGUCACUGACUUGUGUUCCUGAGCUAUGAAUACUCAGGCUGAGGAAUAGUUUCUCUUGGUAAGUAAAUAAUUAA